Mytilinidion resinicola is the source of this 1299-nucleotide messenger RNA. RefSeq names its product HET-domain-containing protein. NCBI's taxonomy places the organism in Eukaryota, Fungi, Ascomycota, Dothideomycetes, Mytilinidiales, Mytilinidiaceae. The transcript has a single exon. Bases 132 to 1184 code for a protein of 350 amino acids. The record is from RefSeq and is a predicted model, not a curated record.
GACGGCAAGUAGAUCUCUUCCAUCUUUUUCUUCAUCAUCAUCUGCAACCGUUUCUUUUCUUCAAAGUCAACAACCGCUAUUGAAGUCUGCUUUUUGCUAGUCGAUACCCGAUCAGCCCCUCCAGGAACACGAUGCGGCUCCUGGACACGGCUACAGUCCAACUCAAAGAGUUCGUAGGCAACGGUAUCCCGCCAUAUGCCAUUCUCUCACAUACGUGGGAAGAUGACGAGGUAUCUCUUCAAGCCCUGCCUACCGCAGGACACAUCGCUCCAGAGCCAGCCGGGUACACGAAGAUCAAGAAGUGCUGCGAGCAAGCUGCCUCGGACGGCUUCCAGUACGUCUGGAUUGACACAUGUUGCAUCGAUAAAACGAAUAGUGCUAAGCUAUCGGAGGCCAUAAACUCGAUGUACCGAUGGUAUUGGGAUGCUGUGGAAUGCUAUGCGUAUUUAGCCGAUGUUUCCUUGGCCGAUCUAUCCUUGGCAGAUUUCGGAAAGAGAUUCAAAGGAAGCAGAUGGUUCAAGAGGGGAUGGACUCUCCAAGAGCUCAUUGCGCCCCGUUUCGUGGUAUUCUUCGACAGUCGUUGGAUAGAGAUCGGAACUAAAGCGAGCUUGAGGAAGGAAAUCACGGCCAUCACAGGGAUCCCGGAGCAGGUUCUCUCCACGAGAAGAUUUAGCGAGUACAGUAUCGCGCAAACUAUGUCAUGGGCUUCAAAAAGGCAAACGAGUCGAGUGGAAGAUAUCGCGUACUCCUUAUUAGGCUUGUUCGACGUGAAUAUGCCGAUGAUAUAUGGAGAAGGCUCGAAAGCUUUCCUUCGACUCCAACACGAGAUAAUGAGGAAAUCUAGUGACCAAUCACUCUUUGCCUGGAAUACCUCACCUUUCGAUCACUAUUGCGCUCACGGAUCUGGACCUUUGGCCCCAUCGCCAUUCGAGUUUCGCGGAUGCGGCCACAUAGUUCGCUCCCAAGUCAACGAGCAAUCUGAAUACUCUCUGACCAACAGAGGUCUUCGUAUCACAUUACCUCUCCUGAGGGAGAUCAAUCGUGAAGGAGCAGCUCCUGCAGUGCUCGAGUAUACCAGCUCACAGGACAUCGUAUAUGGAGCCACCGUCAUCAUAGGCUUGCUAGAUUGUUUUAGGCCAGAUGGCACCAGAAUUGGCAUCUAUCUCACACAAGUCCGGCCGUAGUCUAACGAGUUCGCUCGAAUCCACGCUUACAAUCUGUACUAUUUCCGUGGAAAUCCUCGCCAUAGUCCCCAGAGAACUCAAAUCUACAUUGAGCAGCCUAGUAAUACGGACCCAC